AUGGCCGUACAACCACAACUAUCCGAGAUUGCUGAAAGGGCUUCGGCGACCGACCGCAUACCGCGUACACAUACGAAUAUGCAGUACGAGAGUGAAUCAUUGCCAGCGAGGCCCCCGCCAGUCCACGAGACAUCAUCGGACGCAAGGUCGUGGUCACGGCAGACGGAGGAUGCCCUAGACGUAUACAAGCGGAGGGCCGACAAGCACAAGACAAGCAUCGAUCAAUUCAUCCGCCUCGAUGUGGCCGAAUACCGCCUAGACUCUGGGAACAAUGGCGUCCUGGUCGAAUCCUUCCCCAUCCAACCAAACCAGAUGUCAGAGAAUCCGGCGUCUAACAAAUAUCAUGCAACCUCGGUCGAAGUAGCCCAGGUGGAGCCGGAGGCUGGGCGUGAAACCGGAAACCAAAACAGCCAACCUAAAAACCACAGGAUGACCAAGAUGAUUGCCAAGGAGGACAUCGACUUUUUCACGGCUCUUUUGGAGGGGCACGACCCGCCAACAAUGACGUCGGAGACGGAGACCUUCGUGCACGAAGAGACUGAGACACGGAGAAAGGGCCAGGAGACGAGUGAACGCGACGCAAACUUGAGAAGACUGGAAGAGGCACAGGCGGCGAAAGAAGACUCUGACUUUUUCAUGAUGUUGAUGCAAAAGGACUGA
Diaporthe batatas is the source of this 660-nucleotide messenger RNA. RefSeq lists its product as uncharacterized. NCBI's taxonomy places the organism in Eukaryota, Fungi, Ascomycota, Sordariomycetes, Diaporthales, Diaporthaceae. The transcript has a single exon. The record is from RefSeq and is a predicted model, not a curated record. The coding region runs from base 1 to 660 and encodes 219 amino acids.